Messenger RNA from Aspergillus bombycis, 1191 nucleotides. Its product is annotated as zinc-binding alcohol dehydrogenase family protein. Lineage: Eukaryota; Fungi; Ascomycota; Eurotiomycetes; Eurotiales; Aspergillaceae. Gene Ontology annotation, molecular function: oxidoreductase activity, acting on NAD(P)H. The coding region runs from base 1 to 1191 and encodes 396 amino acids. The transcript has a single exon. The record is from RefSeq and is a predicted model, not a curated record.
AUGGACCCGUUGCCGAGCACUCAGCGAGCCCUCAAAGUGAGAGGCCCGGGCAUGCUUGAGCUGGAUGAGGCAUGCCCGCUACCUGGUUUCGAGGACGACGAGGUCUUGGUUCGAGUAAGAUGUGUGGCGAUCAAUCCGGUGGAUGCCAAGGUCAUCGAUAUGGCCCCCAACAUCGGGGCAACGGCAGGGUGCGAGUUUGCCGGGGAUGUAGUCCAAGUGGGCCCGUUAGUCAAGAAUAAGCAGUUGAAGGCGGGGGUGGCCGUAUUCGGCUGCGUUUGGGGAAACCAUCCUAAUCGGCCAGACAACGGGGCUUUCGCUAACUUCGUGGCUGUUGCCGGGGAUCUGCUCUAUUUGGUCCCGUCUCAUCUCUCGUAUCCGCAGUGUGCCAGCCUUGGCGUUGCGCUUCCCACGGUGGGGAUGGCGGUAUAUUCUCAAUGGAACCUUCGGCUGCCCUACCCGACGCAUCCAGUGUCGGGCCGCACGAUAGCGCGCCGGGACGCAGACGCAAUGGAAAAGGAUGCCGCAAGAGAUGUGGGGAAUCUCACGGAACCCUUACGAUCCGCCCUUAAGACGCCCCGAGAGCCUGAAAGCAGCCAAUACGUGCUUGUGUACGGCGGGAGCACUGCCUGCGGAGCGAUAGCCUUGCAGAUGAUUCGCAAGUCCGGACUUGUACCGGUGUGUACCUGCUCUCCUCAUAACUUCGCUAUGGUCAAGGAGCUGGGCGCCGAGGAAGCGUUCGAUUACCAUUCCCCCACCUGCGGGGAUGACAUAAGACGAUAUACGUCUGACAACCUUGCUUACACCUUUGACUGUAUCACCGAUCUCGGCUCCAUGCGAAUCUGCUACACAGCCAUGGGGCGUGCAGGUGGUAAAUACAUGGGCCUGGAUCCUGUACCGCUACGUGGGCAUACACGCCGUGAUAUCAAACCUGAAUACGUUCUUAUUUACACCAUGUUCGGCAAAGAGGUCCAGUCGCCAAGACCAUUUGGGAGGCCUGCUCGGCCCAAGGACCGAGCCUUCGCUGAGAUCUGGUAUCGAAGCACACAGGUACUGGUCGACACUCCCGGGGAGAUUCGCCCACAUCCUCUUGACCAAGGCUUGGAUGACUUAGAUGGUGUGAUCAAAGGUCUAGACAGGAUGCGCAAGGGGGAUGUUAGCGGGGUUAAGCUAGUUUACGAAUUGAAACGGUAG